Tuber aestivum (summer truffle) is the source of this 455-nucleotide messenger RNA. The record is from the annotation of a GenBank genome assembly. Lineage: Eukaryota; Fungi; Ascomycota; Pezizomycetes; Pezizales; Tuberaceae.
GGUGUUGGGGAUUGGGUUUUACGGGAGAGCGAGUUCGAGUUAUGGCGCGACGGGCUGGACGGAUCGGUGAAUCCGACAUUGCUAUGUUACGGGGGCCAAGGAGUAGGCAAAACCUACAUAAGGUAAAGGGGUAUUCCCGAGAAAUAUUUCACGAUGCUAACAGGCAAUGGGAUUAGUUCGCUUGUAAUAGACAGCCUAUAUGAGCGAACUCGUGGACGGAAUAUCGCCGUUUUAUCCCUCUAUUGCGAUUACCAGGCCCAGAAAGCUCAAACGGCAGUAAAUAUGAUAGGUGGUCUACUCAGACAGGUAGCUGUACGGGCGACGGAGAUUCCAGGUGAAAUUCGAAGUGCCUUUCAGGAGUCGAGGAGGGAGGGUGGAAAUAGUCUUCUGUUACCUGAGAUGCUGCGAUUGUUCAUCAAAAUAAUCAGUUCCUUCGAACGGGUGUUCCUCUGCUU